Messenger RNA from Acanthamoeba castellanii str. Neff, 588 nucleotides. RefSeq lists its product as uncharacterized. The transcript is spliced from 4 exons. NCBI's taxonomy places the organism in Eukaryota, Discosea, Longamoebia, Acanthamoebidae. The record is from RefSeq and is a predicted model, not a curated record. Bases 1 to 588 code for a protein of 195 amino acids.
AUGCACAUCAUCACCCUCUGCAUUUUCCUAGCCAUCACCGUGGUGGCCUGUGCUGGCGCCCCGACCCCAGUGCGCCCAAACCUGCCAGAAACCUUCGAGUCCUCUGGCGUCGUGGCGAUCAGGAACGGCACCAAAGGCUUACCGACCGGCAAGUCCCUUCACAUCCUCACGUUCGACAACCCCGACAACAACAUCUACGAGCUGCAGAGGUAUGACCAGGGCUGGACUUACACCGUCACCAACACCGGCGGCAGGCGUGUUUGCCACGCCAAACGCACGGAAGGAAAAGCGAUGCCCCCGAUGUGGGCCUGGGUAGAGAAGGCUUCUUUUCUCCAGGUCUACAAUGACACGAAUAACAAUGUUUUCAAUAUGUGGAAGUACCAACCAAGCGCUAAUGAAUACCUGGAGGUUGCUGUCCCGGUGAGCCAACCCAACGUCCUGGGCUACUACUGGGCCUUCUCGCCCUUCCCUGGCCCCAGCUACACCUACCAGGCAGACCAGUUCUCGCCCACCAACCCGGCCAGCUCUCGUUUCGAUGUUCCGAAGGAGUGCGGCCAACAUUCCCACAAGCCAGUCAACAUCAACUAA